CGAUCCAGAAGAAGAAGAAUGGAAGGAAGAAUUGCCCCCCAUGUCCUCAUCUUCCCUCUCCCAGCUCAAGGUCAUGUCAACUCCAUGCUCAAGCUCUCCGAGCUUAUCUGUCUCGCCGGCAUUCAGGUUACCUUCUUCGUCUCCGAACACGACCACGCCCUCCUCCUCGUCCACUCCGACGUCCAUCGCCGCCUCACCCGACUCCCUGGAACCUUCCAAUUCCACACUUACCCCGACGGUCUCCCACACGAUUCUCUCCGUUCAGGUCAAGUAUUCGUCUCCCAUAUCUACUCCUCCCUUAGAUUUACCAUUAAACAAUUCUUCCUAGAUUAUCUUACCAAUUCCGCUACUCAAUCGCCGCCCGCGACGUGCAUCAUAGCGGAUGGAGGGAUGAGUAGUUGCGUCCUAGAUGUCGGUGAACAGAGAAACAUUCCCAUCAUUUACUUCCGUACAAUCGGCGCCUCCUGCUUCUGGUGCUACCAUCGUUUCCCUCAGCUUAUCCAAUCCAACGAGCUCCCAUUCCAAGGAACCGACUUGGAUUUACCAAUACAAAACGUCACGACCAUGGAAGGCUUUCUCCGGCGACGCGACCUACCCAACAUGUGCCGCACUUGCGAUUUGAACGAUCUAGCCAUCCAGUCCAUUAUGACCGAGACUCUAUCUAGUAGGCGAGCCCACGGUAUUAUAUUCAACACCUUCGAGGAUCUAGAAGGACCGGUCCUUGAUGAAAUUCGAACUGAAAUCCCUAAUGUCUACACAAUCGGGCCAAUACACGCCCAUCUGAAGACGAGGCUAGCUGAGAAUGAGAAGGAGACAUUGUCAAUUUCAGCCACCAACAGCCUGUGGAAAGAAGACCGGAGUUUCAUGGGAUGGUUGGAUUCACAAUCGGACAAGUCUGUCAUCUAUGCUAGCUUUGGUAGCUUAACAAUCUUGACAAAGGAACAACUACUUGAAUUUUGGUAUGGUCUUGUUAACAGCGGCAGACCCUUCUUAUGGGUAGUAAGGCCCGAUUCAGUAACUGAUGAUCAAGACGGUCAAAUUCCGACUGAAUUGGAGGAUGGGACGAGGGAUAGAGGUCGUAUCGUGGGUUGGGUACCGCAAGUAGAGGUUCUAUCUCAUCCGGCCAUAGGUGUAUUUCUAACUCACAGUGGUUGGAACUCGACGCUCGAAAGUAUUGAGAUUGGGGUGCCUAUGAUUUGUUGGCCUUUCUUUUACGAUCAAUAUUUGAACAGUAGAUUAGUGGGAGGAUUGUGGAAAUUGGGUUUGGAUAUGAAAGAUAUUUGUGAUCGGGUUGUAGUCAAGAGAAUGAUCGAUGAGGUGAUGGAUGUUAGGAGAGACGAGUUCGUAAGGCGUGCUAACCGAAUGGCUGAGUUAACUCGGAAGGCUAUUACAAGUGGCGGUUCAUCCUAUUCUAAUUUUGAUCGUCUUAUUGAUGACAUAAGAUCCAUGGCACAUGCAGAAAAGUCAGAUUUUACCGCUACUAGAUGGUUGACUAAGUAUAACCUUUAUUUUUUCAAAAUUGGCAAUAUAUACCAAAUAUCUGGUUUGUGUCGUGUUGGUGAGAGAGUUAACAACAAAGAGGAGGAAGACUUGAAAAGAAGAAAAAGAAUGGAAGGAAGAAUUCCCCCCCAUGUCCUCAUCUUCCCUCUCCCAGCUCAAGGUCAUGUCAACUCCAUGCUUAAGCUCUCCGAGCUUAUCUGUCUCGCCGGCAUCCACGUUACCUUCUUCGUCUCCGACCACGACCACGACCUCCUCCUCCUCCACUCCGACGUCCAUCGCCGCCUCUCUCGCUUCCCUGGAACCUUCCAAUUCCACACCUACCCCGACGGUCUCCCACACGAUUCUCUCCGUUCAGGUCAAGUAUUCGCCUCCCAUAUCUUCUCUUCCCUUAGAUUCACCAUUAAACAAUUCUUCCUAGAUUACCUUCACAAUUCAAGUACUCAAUCGCCGCCGCCGGCGACGUGCAUCAUAGCCGAUGGCGCGAUUAGUAGUUGCGUCCUUGAUGUAGGCGAACAGAGAAGCAUUCCCAUCAUUUACUUCCGUACAAUCGGCGCCUCCUGCUUCUGGUGCUACUAUCGUUUCCCUCAGCUUAUCCAAUCCAACGAGCUCCCAUUCCAAGGAACCGACUUGGAUUUACCAAUACAAAACGUCACGACCAUGGAAGGCAUUCUCCGGCGACGCGACCUACCCAACAUGUGCCGCACUUGCGAUUUGAACGAUCUAGCCAUCCAGUCCAUUAUGACCGAGACUCUAUCUAGUAGGCGAGCCCACGGUAUUAUAUUCAACACCUUCGAGGAUCUAGAAGGACCGGUCCUUGAUGAAAUUCGAACUCAAAUCCCUAAUGUCUACACAAUCGGGCCAAUACACGCCCAUCUGAAGACGAGGCUAGCUGAGAAUGAGGAGGAGGAGACAUCGUCAAUUUCAGCCACCAACAGCCUCUGGAAAGAAGACCGGAGCUUCAUGGGAUGGUUGGAUUCACAAUCGGACAAGUCUGUCAUCUAUGCUAGCUUUGGUAGCUUAACAAUCUUGACAAAGGAACAACUACUUGAAUUUUGGUAUGGUCUUGUUAACAGCGGCAGACCCUUCUUAUGGGUAGUAAGGCCCGAUUCAGUAACUGAUGAUCAAGACGGUCAAAUUCCGACUGAAUUGGAGGAUGGGACCAGGGAUAGAGGUCGUAUCGUGGGUUGGGUACCGCAAGUAGAGGUUCUAUCUCAUCCGGCCAUAGGUGUAUUUCUAACUCACAGUGGUUGGAACUCGACGCUCGAAAGUAUUGAGAUUGGGGUGCCUAUGAUUUGUUGGCCUUUUUUCUAUGAUCAGUAUUUGAACAGUAGAUUAGUCGGGGGAUUGUGGAAAUUGGGUUUGGAUAUGAAAGAUAUCUGUGAUCGGGUUGUAGUCAAGACAAUGAUCGAUGAGGUGAUGGAUGUUAGGAGAGACGAGUUCGUAAGGCGUUCUAAACGAAUGGCUGAGUUAACUCGGAAGGCUAUUACAAGUGGCGGUUCAUCUUAUUCUAAUUUUGAUCGUCUUAUUGAUGACAUAAGAUCCAUGGCACAUGCAGAAAAGUCAGAUUUUACCUCCUAAAGGAUUUGUUUGAUUCUAUAAGCACUCUCUCAUUUAACAACUUUUGUUAGAAACUUUAUUUUUUUAUUAAUAGUUCCAACAAGACUAAAACUGAUA
Messenger RNA from Impatiens glandulifera, 3174 nucleotides. RefSeq lists its product as uncharacterized. The transcript is spliced from 5 exons. Gene Ontology annotation, molecular function: UDP-glycosyltransferase activity. The annotation marks the transcript as partial. The record is from RefSeq and is a predicted model, not a curated record. Lineage: Eukaryota; Viridiplantae; Streptophyta; Magnoliopsida; Ericales; Balsaminaceae.